Messenger RNA from Phialemonium atrogriseum, 761 nucleotides. RefSeq lists its product as uncharacterized. Lineage: Eukaryota; Fungi; Ascomycota; Sordariomycetes; Cephalothecales; Cephalothecaceae. The record is from RefSeq and is a predicted model, not a curated record. The transcript has a single exon. The coding region runs from base 246 to 674 and encodes 142 amino acids.
AGCUGAUGGACACUGAAAAGGGGUGAAAAGUCGUGGCACGUUGCGCAAUAACGUGGAGAAGGACGAAGCCUGCAUAUGCAUCAGCGCCACCGAGUUUUAAUUGCCCUGACAAACGUAUCGGAUCUGUUUCCUCCCGUGCGCGCCGCGGGGUAGUUAACCAACACCUAAAGCGCCAUCUUCCAUAGGUACUGCUUGACAGCCUUCCCCCGCCCUGUUGCGCCAUAAUCCUUCAACGAUCUUGGAAAAUGGCAACCAAUGUCUUAGGAGACGAUCAUCAGCCCUCGAUGGAUGCCUGGUCUCAGCUCAACGAGUCCUGGACGACUAAGGUCCCACCAAAAUGGAACAGCUAUUUCUGCAAGACGGUUUAUGUGAUUGCGGGAAAAGGCUCGACGCAGAUAGCGUUCCCGAUGCGAAAGAUCGUUCUCGAACAAUCACCGGUCAUCAAAACCUCGUUCUGGCAUCCAUACACACUCCCUCCCGACAUCAUUAAGCGUGGUGAGAACAUGUACUUUGAAUCUUACAGCCCCGACGUCGUCAAGGGAAUCUUUUUCUGUCUUCUGAGCCGAGACGAAGGCAUUUCGGACCUGCUUCCGCGCGGUCCGUUGUUCUGGCGAGAAAUCUCCGACCCCACAUAUUUUGUGAGAUUCUACUUUCUGGCCGCGUCUCUAGGAUAAGUUUUCUCUACAUAUGACGAAUUCUAUCUCAUCGUCUUAAAUUCUAGGAUGGAUUGGGCAUGUGAAUCAGCCCUUCGAGCCCUUGAA